AGCGUCUACGAAAUGGUUUAGGUGGGGAAUACAUAAUAUCAAUAAGUAUACAAACCACCAACCUUGAGCCUAGUUUGGUGAGUUCGAUAAACUCUGCGGUUGAUCUGGUGGUUAUACCGCUGCAACUUUAUCAAAUGCAAUCUUUCAUUUCGUUGGGAUUGAACAAUCAGAAAAUUGUUCUUGAUGUGCAACUACCACAAGUUUUGAGCUGCCCGCUGGAUACUGGAACUAAUAAUCUCUUUGCGGAGAUUGAAUCGACCGUGAGAUUGAUCGAGAGUAAAAAUCUUAUGGCAGCAGCAAUCCAGCUCGACCGAGACGAUGUGUCCGGUGUUUGCGGAAAAGGUGACUUCCCACUAUCCAAGAAGUUGUUCACCUGCUGUUCCCAACGCACUGGCAGUCCUUGUAGUUUCAACGGUUACAUUCGUGAUACUCGCGACUGCUCCCGCUUCUACUCGUGCAACAAUGGAGUGCAAAACCAGAUGUUCUGCCCGCAAGGAUCUUCAUUCGAUCUCUGCAGCAGCUCUUGUCAACCAUCAAUUCAAGUCAACUGUAAUCAGACCACAUGCACCUUGAUUGGAGCGAUCAAUGGAGGUAACAAUGCUGUAGUUCCAAUACCUUUUCCAUUUCCGUUUCCAGGAAGCUGUGGCCAUGGAAGCCAUGGUGGCCAUGGAGGCCAUGGUGGCCAUGGUGGCCAUGGAGGCCAUGGUGGCAAUAAUGGCGGCAAUAAUGUAGAUUGUUGUUUCAACUCGACGGGCAUCGUUGUACUUCAUAACCAAACGUUCGAACUUAUGAAGCUGUUGGAAAGUCUCGGCUUAGAGCCAGACACAUUUCGCAUUUUGAACGAAGGUCUCAGUGGCUUGACUCCCACGUUGAAGGAGGUAGUUGGGUUGGUUAACAAUUUGCUUGGUGGAUUGCUGGGACACGGGAAAAAGAUGGAUGAAGCUUCGGAGAAAACGGACGAAUUACUUAAAAACUUAGGAGUAGUCGGAGAAUUAUUAAAAAAUCUUACAAAGCUACUUAAUGACCUACUGAAAGGAUUACUAGGUGGAGGCUUACUUGGUGGUGAAGGUGGAGGUCUUCUAGGUGGCGGAGGAAGCCCUACUGACGCAGUUGGAGGUUUACUAGGAGGCUUGGGAUAAUAAGUUUGUGUUCCCGUUAUGUCAUCAAUACC
Malaya genurostris is the source of this 1171-nucleotide messenger RNA. RefSeq lists its product as uncharacterized. Gene Ontology annotation, molecular function: chitin binding. The transcript is spliced from 3 exons. The record is from RefSeq and is a predicted model, not a curated record. Lineage: Eukaryota; Metazoa; Arthropoda; Insecta; Diptera; Culicidae. Gene Ontology annotation, cellular component: extracellular region. Bases 135 to 1139 code for a protein of 334 amino acids.